This is a messenger RNA of Hylaeus anthracinus, 1605 nucleotides long. RefSeq names its product sortilin-related receptor-like. The transcript is spliced from 7 exons. The record is from RefSeq and is a predicted model, not a curated record. Lineage: Eukaryota; Metazoa; Arthropoda; Insecta; Hymenoptera; Colletidae. Gene Ontology annotation, molecular function: protein binding. Gene Ontology annotation, cellular component: plasma membrane. The coding region runs from base 176 to 1102 and encodes 308 amino acids.
ACGAGCACGAACGACUCGCCGAGGUUUAAUUCGUCGAAGCGAAGUAAUUGCAGCAACGAGAUGAAUUUAACCGCUGGGUCAACAGUGCGGUUUCUUCGGCGUGCUCGUGUUCGAUGGACCGAUCGACUUAAGACGCGGUCGGCCAGGAAGCACGUUGGAGCCCGAGAAGCUGCAGAUGAUCCAACAGUACUUGAAGUUAACGAAAAGCUCGUCGCACAAUGAUACUCUAUCAGCAGGAAUGUUUCUCUCAAACGCCACUGGCAGCAAUCAGAACGGCACUUCGGCUGCAGCAUCGACGACACCGAUGAGCAGCACCUUGAUCGCAAGCAUCCUUUUAAGCAACGACCAAACAUUUCCGCAGAGUGCCACUCCGCCAGUUUCAGAAACGGAAACGGAAACGACGAGUCCACUGAACGUCAACUCCACCCGAUAUUGCGACGACUGUUUACACGAUGAAGUGUGUGUAGCUCUCGUGGACGAAGAGGUGCCCGUUUGCAGGAUCCGUCUCGAUAUCGAGGAUCCAACUGGUUGCGCUGGCUUCUGCGUUGUCAACAAACAGAAGUGCCAUCGUCUCGACGUGGACGCUUUUAGGUGCGUAGAGAUCGAGCAUUAUUGCCUGGACGACGAGUGGACGUGCUCGAACACGUUAUGCAUCCCUCUAACCAAACGAUGCGAUGGGCACAUGAAUUGUUAUGAUCAUUCGGACGAGUACAAUUGCGUCUGCGAUCCGGAGACGCAUUUCCAGUGCGGUAACGAGACUUCCUGCCUCCCAUUGGAAAAGAGAUGCGACGGCAAGAUAGAUUGCUGGGAUGCGGCCGAUGAGAUUAAUUGCACUCUUGGUCGUAAUCUUGGUCGGUCGUGUCCGUUGGAAAACGAGUUCACUUGCAGCGAUGGUCAGUGCAUAUCGAAGGCUCGUUUCUGCGACGGUUUAUCAGACUGUGUCGAUGGAUCUGACGAGCCUCACGGAUGCCAAGGAAAGUGCAACAAGCAGGAAUUCACAUGCCAAAACAGUAGAUGCAUCGCGAAGGGGAUGAAGUGCAACGGGAUCGAUGACUGCGGUGACGGGACCGAUGAGAGGCACUGCAAAGAUCGAUUUUCUUAAUUUUAUUCUCUCGCGUUGAAUGGGUCGGUGUCGUUCACCGCGUAUACAGUAUUUUUCUUACAGAGAGACGAAUGUAAUUAAUGUAUAUAAUAUAUAAUUAUGUAUAUGUAAAACUGUGCUGUAUAGAUAUGCAGUGGUGCGUAAUAAAUCGUUACAAGCGGUAUUAUAUACUUAAUCGCAGGAUACAAUUAGGGAACGAUAUAUAUGUAUAUAUUUUUAUUGAUGCGUGUAUCAUAGUUUUCGAUUACAGAUACCGAUAUUCUUACCACGCAACGCGAGACGUUCAAACAGAAUAUUAUUUUUAGAUACUAUAAAGUGAUAUAUAAUAUAUAACCUAUGUAGUGGUAUUUCUUAUCGUAUCGUCGAACAAGAGAUCUAUUUGCGUUUGUACACACCUAAGAACUAUGUAUACUCAACUAUGUGUAUUUUUGUAUACAACUGAUUCCCUCGUAUAAAGUCCUACGUGGGUAGGCGAUGGGCGUAUAAAUCUAAGCCAAACAAGA